CGAAGCGCAGGGGUGGGCUUUCGCGGUGGGCCCUUCCGCGUCCUGGCUGUGAGUGGCCGCUGCUUCUCCCGAAUGGCCCCGGUCCCUGUCCCCUGCGUGAGCCGGCGCCCCCCGGAGGACGCACACGCCGACGCCGACGCCGACGCCGACGCCGGAAUGGAACUGUUGACAUUUAGAGAUGUGGUCAUCGAUUUCUCUCUGGAAGAGUGGGCAUGUCUGGACCCUGUUCAGCGAACUCUGUAUAGGGAUGUGAUGUUAGAGAACUACAGGAACGUUUUCUCCCUGGGUCUGGCGGUCUCCAAGCCCCACCUGAUCACCUGUCUGGAGCAAAGCGAGGAGCCCUGGAAUGUGGAGACACAAGGGACAGCAGCCACGCAUCCAGGUGUAAAGUCUCAUUCAAAAUAUACUGAACACCAGAGAAUUUAUGCUGGAAAGAAACUCCACAAGUGUAAAGAAUGUGGCAAAGCCUUUAGUAAGCGCUCCAACCUUAGUAAACACCACCGAGUUCACACUGGUGAGAAACCCUACCAGUGUAAAGAAUGUGGCCGAGCUUUUAACAUGUCCUCCAACCUUACUCAACACCAGCGCAUUCACACUGGAGAGAAACCCUACCAGUGUAAAGAAUGUGGCCGAGCCUUCAGAAUGUCCUCCAACCUUACUCGACAUCAGAAGAUUCACACCGGAGAGAAACGCUACCAGUGUAAAGAAUGUGACAAGACCUUUGAUGGACCCUGCAGGCUUGCUCAGCACCAGAGAGUUCAUGCUGGUGAGAAACUCUACAAGUGUGAAGCAUGCGGCAAAGGCUUUGAUCGAAGUUCCAGGCUUGCUCAGCACCAGAGAGUUCAUAGUGAUGAGAAACCCUACAAAUGUGAACAGUGUGGCAAAGCCUUCGAUCAGUGCCUCCGAUUCAUUCAUCACCUGAGAGUUCACACUGGUGAGAAAGCCUACAGAUGUGAGGAAUGUGGCAAAACCUUUGACCGCAUUUCCAGACUUAUCCGUCACCUCAGGUUUCGUACUGCUGAGAAGCCCUACAAGUGUAAAGAAUGCGGCAAAACCUAUGAUAAAAACUGCAGACUUACUCAGCACCAGAGAGUUCAUAAUAUUGAGAAACCCUACAAAUGUCAAGACUGCGGCAAAGCCUUCAAUCAAAGUUCCAGGUUUAUUCAACACCAGAGAGUUCACACUGGUGAGGGCUUCUACAAAUGUGAACAGUGUGACAAAGCCUUUGGACAGAUCUCCAGAUUUAUUCAACACCAAAGAAUUCACACUGAUGAAAAACCCUACAAAUGUGAAGAAUGUGGCAAAGCCUUUGGCCGCAGCUCCAGACUUAGUCAGCACCAGAAAAUUCAUACUGGUGAGAAACCCUACAAAUGUAAAGAAUGUGGCAGAGGCUUCAAUCAGAAUUUAAGGUUUAUUCAACACCAGAGAGUUCAUAUUGGUGAGAACCCCUACAAAUGUGAAGAAUGUGGUAAAUCCUUCGAUCGAAGCUCCAGACUAAUCCAGCACCAGAGAAUUCACACUAGAGAACCUCACAAGUGUGAAGAUUGUGGCUCAGCCUUUAGUCAGUACUCACAGAACACACACCAGAGAGAACCCUACUAAUGUAAUGAAUGUGGAAAAGCCUUUAAUGGGGCUUGUGCCUUACUGAACACGAGAUAGUUCAUACGAGAGAGAAACCCUACAAAUGUAAGAAGUAAGGCAAAGCUUUUUCCAUAAUUCAAGUUUUAGACGUCACAGAAUUCUUAAUACAGUACAUAAAAAUCCCACUUGUAAAAAGAAUGUGGCAAAGACUAAUCAGAUUUUACACCUUAUUCAGUCAGACAGUUGAUACGGAAAUGAAACCAUACAAAUGUAAAUAAAGCAAAGUAUUUAAUAUUUGGUCCUUAGUCAACAUCAGAGAAUUCAUAUCAGAUAGAAACCUUUUAUCUGCAGUAACUGAGAAGACACUUAUCAAAAAUAUAAACCUCUCAACAGUUUAAUAUUUAUAUUAGAAAAAACAUGCAAAUGUAGAGUAGCAAAGCUUUUAUUCAUACAUAUGACCAUAAUGCAAGAGGAUUACUGGAGAGAAAUCACACAAAUAUGAAAAAUAUGGCACAGACUAAGUUGUUUAAAACUUAUUGGAUAGUUUUAAUUGGUGUGGUAGAAAAAGUAACCCUCACAGAUGGUAAAUAGUAUAGAUCACUUAUCUCUGAAGGGACAGAAAUUUAUGACAAAUCCAUGUUCACUAGCCUGUUUUCAAAAUUGGAUAAAGAACAGUUCUCAUGUAGAUCAUUGUAUCAGAAGAACAGCACUGUUCCCUGACAGUUUAAAUUCAUUUUUCUUAACAUACAUUGGCUUUUGAAAUACUUCAUUGAGAUUAUGUGUAAACUUUACUCUUACUGUUUUUUAAAAUUUUUAUUUGUACGUUUUAAAAAUAUUUUUAUUUUCUAGUACCAGGUAUCAAACUCAGGACCUUGCGGUUGCCAGGUAGGUGAGGCACCACUGAGCUACAUCCCUGGCUCUAUUUGUUCAUUUUUUGAGACAGGGUCUCACUAUGUAAAUUCAGGCCUUGAACUCACUGUGUAGCCCAGGCUGGCCUUGAACUCGUGGUAAUUCUCCCGCCUCAGCCUCCUGAGUGCUGGGAUUAUAGGCAUGUGCCACCAUGCCUGGCACUUUACUCUUUUAAUAAGUUAAAGGUUUUUAGUAUGUGAAAACUGCAAUAUUGAAUGACAUGUCAUUCUACAGAAAGUAAAAUAUUUUAUCCCACUCAAGGUUGCAAAUGACAGUAUGAGUAUACUAUUGGGUAAAAAGCAUGACGACAUCUCUAGUAAUUCUUUUCAGAAUAUUAUUAAACUAAUAAUUUGGAGAACAAUAUUCUCAUACUUCAUAUAUCUAAUAAUUUUUGUCACUAAUGGGAAAUUAUGAUGGUUUUAGAAGUAUAAUAAUAAGCUCCAGCUUUCUAAAUCCUGAAUUGCUGAGUAUGCAUAUUGUCCUAUAAAUGUUUUCCAUGUAUCACCACAUUAGGCCUACAAAGCAUGCACAGACUUGGGUAUUCAUUUGUAUUAAUUCAGAUAUACAAAUAACACAAUUCAGUGACUUCAGGCAUAAGAGAACUGUGUUGUGUAUAUGUGAAUUUCUGUAUAUUGAGAAAAAAAGGGAAAUACUGAAAAGCAAGAUCUAUCAACAAAGUUGAUACUUUAUUGGCAAACUAGAAAUUUCAGAUAUUCUGAAUGAAAAACUUUUGUCUACACUGAACUCAUUUCUCCAGAAUAUCAUGGUUCCUGUUUUAAAAUCUUUCUACGCCAACUUUACCUUUUUUUUUAAACUUGCCUGUUACUCAUAUAAGACAUUGUGGUUUACUUCACCAAAGUUUAUGAGGUAUAAUAUAUUUCCCCUGUGCUGGAACUUUAACAAUGGUUUUUUAUCAUAUUUAAUGGUGUUCAGAAAUUAAUUUGAAAGUAUAAUGCCACAGUGACCAUAUUAAGAUAUAUUUCUUUAAUUGGUACCUUUUAUUAUUUCCUUCUAUAUGGGAGAUGACUUUUGAGACUUUUACUUUAUUAGUGCAUGAUAAUAUUUCAUGAUGAUAGGAAGUAUUUUGGGAAGUUGAUACAAUUAAUAUAUCUUAAUCAGUUUUCUUCCCAUUACCUACUCUCCUUUUCUUCCUCUCCCGUUUUUUCUCUUUCCUAUCUCUAAAAGUCUGCCUUCUGGUUUUCUGUUUUCUCUUUUUAUUAUGUAUUAAUUUAUGUAUUUUGGGAGUUUAUCCUAUGAGAGGAAAUAUAUGAUAUUUACCUUUCUGAGUCUGGCUGAUUUCACUUUUGAUGAUUUCUAUUUUCAUACAUUUUCUUACAAAUCAUAUGAUUUCAUUUUUUCGACUGAAUAUUCUUUUUCUUUCUCUCUCUAUAUAUUCUCACAACUUUUAUUAAUACAUUUGUUGGUGAACAUCUACGUUGUUUCCAGAGCUCAGGUAUGGUAAAUUCCACUGCUGCAAACGUGUAUGCAAUUACUGUAUGCAUGCUGUGUUUAAGACUGUUGGGGAUAUACCCAGGAGUGGUACAGAUUGCUCAACUGGUAUUUCUUGUUCAGCCUUUUAAUAAGUCUCCAUAAUGUCAUUUCCGUAGUGGUUGUCCUAGUUUACAUUCCCAGCAGGAAUGUAGGAGGAUGCCUCCUCCCCCUAAUCCCCACCAACAUUCAUUGUUUCAUUACUUUUAAUGAUAGAAUUUUUUUUUUUUUUUUAUACCGGGGAUUGAACUCGGGACCUUGUGCCUGUGAGGCAGGCGCUGGAACUGCCGAGCUAAAUCCCCGGCCGUAAUGGUAGAAAUUCUGACUUGGUGAGAAGUAAUCCCAGUGUAGGUCAAGGUUAGGGUUAGCGGUUAGGGGUUAGGAAUAUAAUUUAGGUUAUUAGUUAGAAUUAGGGAUUACUGGUUAUGAUUAGGGGUUAGGCUUACAGGUUAGGACUUGAGUCAGGAUUAGGUUUGUGGGUCAGGGUCCAGGCCAGAGUCAAGAUCUGGUUUAGGUUUUAGGGGUGGGGUUAAUGUUAGGGUUAGGAGUCAGGGCUAGGGUCAGUUUUAGGGUCAGGAUCAGAUCAGUUACGACCAAAGUUGAGUGUAGGGUUGGGAGUAAGGAUUUGAGGUUAGGUUUGAGUUUAUAGGAGUAGGGUUAUGAUUGGGGUUUGGGUUGGGCUCAUGGAUAGAGUCAGGUUUGGGGUAGGAGUAGAAUUAGGGGUUAGGGCUAUUUUUACAUUUAGGGUCACAGUCAGGAUCUGAGUCCAAGUCUGGUUUAGGAUUUAGGGAUAGAGUUAUGGUUAGUGUCAGGGUUAGGGUUAGAAUCAGGGUCAAGGUCUGGGUCUGGAUUCCAUUUAGGGUUUAGGAUUAAGAUUGAGGUUAUUGUUAGGAAUUAGGGGUAGGGUCAAGGCCAGGGUUGGGUUAAGUUCACUGUCAGGGAAGGGUUUGGAGGUUAGGGUUAGGGUUUAGGUGUAGGGGUGUGGGGUUAGGAGUAGAGGUAGGGUUAAGGUUGUUAGGGGUAGGACUUGGGAUAGGGUAUAGAUAGGGUUUAGGGUUAGGGGCAGAAGACAGGGUUGGAGAUAGACAUGGGUUAGGGUCAGAGGUAGGGUAGGAUUAGGACUGGACUAGGGUUAGGGCUAGCUGUUAGGGUUACAGUAGGCUUACAGUUAAAGUUAGAAUGUAGGUUUUAGGAUAGGGUUGGGUUAGGAUAUAGGGUUAGGGAUUAGAGUUCAGGAUUGGGGAUUUCUUUGGGAUUGUGUGCUUGGGAUGAAGGCCAUGCUGUGUGGGUACCACACACACUGGUUUUGAAGUGACAGCAAGUGGUGGGGGCAGCUUGCCCAUCAGAUCCUCCUGGUGCUGAGGCUCUGGCCAGUGUCCCAACUCCCACCUCCUGGAAACCUACCCUACAGCUGGAGUGAAGGUUGAAGAAAACAAGAAAUUUCUGUCCCCUCCAUUCUCGUGCUCCUCAGGCAAAUAGUAAUUGAGUGCCACUGCAUGUUGCUUAGUUUACCCAACUCCCAGUUGCUGUCACCACUGUCCCUGGACAGUGAUGAGGCCGCUGUGCCUUUUGGUCCACAGUACAGGGCUGCAUGGUGUCACUUGGCCCCAUCUGUGAUGGAAAUGUGUGGUGUCAAUAGUCCUGGAGAGGUGUGUGCCAGCCCAUCUCUGCUGUGCCUGGAGAUGAACUGUUGUGCCUAGACAGUGCUGGUUUAAUUAUUGCCAUGGUGGAUAUUAUGACCAUGUUGUUUAAGAUAAUGAGAGUAUGAUUAUGAUAUGGAUGCCAGCAUGGCGCAGGCACCACUGAGGUCAAAGCAACUGCUUCACAUUAAUGACAGAUGGGAAAUUCUGUACAACUAGAUUUGGGAAACAGUGCUCUGCACAACAUGCAAGAUGAACUUGGGUUUGGAAGAUCAUGGGGACAGCGCAGCUUGCAAGGCUGUUUGGAUUGGACUUUGGAAUCAAGCAGAGGUUUCUUCAUCUUUCACAAUAACACCAUUGCUCAGCUGACAGCAGCACUGGACAUUACACUACAAAAGCACACAUAUUAUUUAUGCCUCCCUUGAUUAUUUCAUUUCCUGACUCUGGGAGAAAAAGAAAAAAGGAAAUUCUCACCCAUGCCCUGGCUCCUCACAGGCCAAAGCUGAUUCUGUCACAGGACAUAGAACCUUGCUCUACAGUAUAUCCAGCAAUGGGUCAAAUCGGUGACAAGAAGAGCAAGAUCUUCCUGAUUUGUACGAACAUUUAAUGAAAGCUUGGGAAAUAUAAAA
Heterocephalus glaber (naked mole-rat) is the source of this 6247-nucleotide messenger RNA. RefSeq lists its product as uncharacterized. Gene Ontology annotation, biological process: regulation of transcription by RNA polymerase II. NCBI's taxonomy places the organism in Eukaryota, Metazoa, Chordata, Mammalia, Rodentia, Bathyergidae. Gene Ontology annotation, molecular function: DNA-binding transcription factor activity, RNA polymerase II-specific. Gene Ontology annotation, cellular component: nucleus. The record is from RefSeq and is a predicted model, not a curated record.